GCCAUCUGUCCCCUCCCUCCACCUUGCCCUUCGACCUCCUUCCUCGAACCUUCAUCAUCUCCUCCUCGAUUUAUAUCUCAAUAUCUCUCUUCUUCUUCUCAUCAUCAUCAUCAUCAUCAUCAUCACUACCAAACCCUCAAUCUUUCAAUCCAAUUCUCGCAAUUUUCUCAUCUCAAUCCCCAAUAAUGGAUGCCGAUCGGGAGUUCCUCAACUUCAGCGACCAGCUCCGUCUCCACACCACCGCUCUCUCCAACCUCUCCUUGGGUGACACCAUCUGGUCCGAAUCCUACCUCACCACCAAGACGACACCGAUCAAUAACGAUCUCGCUGCCGGAACCAGCUGGAAGUCUGGCUUCGGCCCUGUGCAAAAGCUCGCCUUUGCUGAUAACAAAGCCAAUAGAUUCAACAACGAUCAAGGCUCGAUCUUUCCUGAGAAAAGCUUCAAUUACUUUAAUAACAGUGUUCCGACUGGGAAGAAUGCGUUCAAGAAUUUGAACGGUGGUGGUAAGCAGCAAUCGGUGAACAAUAACGCUGCUAUUCAUGGUGUUGGGAGUGGUAAGAAAGGAGGGAAUAGUGGGAAGGGUAAGAAGAACAGUGGUAAUGAUGGUAAUGGUGGAGCUGGUGUUGAUAAACGAUUCAAGACGCUGCCGCCUUCUGAGUCUUUGCCGAGAAAUGAAGCGAUUGGGGGAUAUAUUUUCGUUUGCAACAAUGAUACCAUGCAGGAGAAUCUCCAUAGGCAGCUGUUUGGUCUACCUCAGAGAUACAGAGACUCUGUUAGAGCAAUAACACCAGGAUUGCCAAUUUUCCUAUACAACUACUCCACCCACCAACUCCAUGGCAUUUUUGAGGCUGCUAGUUUUGGUGGAACUAACAUUGAUCCAGCAGCCUGGGAAGACAAAAAGAAACCCGGAGAGUCUCGAUUUCCUGCUCAGGUGAGAGUUAUGAACAGGAAGAAUUGUGAACCCUUGGAGGAAGACUCCUUCAGGCCUAUCCUCCACCAUUAUGAUGGUCCGAAGUUCAGACUGGAGCUGAGUGUUCCUGAGGCGCUGGAUGUCCUUGACAAAUUUGCUGAACAUAAUGCUUGAAGAAAGGAAUUACUGCUACUGGAGUGUAAUAGAUAAUACCAAAGCAUAAUCACAGAUACAAAAAUUUUCCAGACUGUUUUAGUGAGUUUUCAUUGUCCUUUGAAGACAUAAACUGAUCCUGUGGAGCAGUUGAUACUUAAGCAGCAGUGUGAUACAUAAACUAUGGCCUUUGUUGUGUAGGAUGUAUAUAUUUGAAUCAACAAAGCUUUUAUCUUGUGAAAAAUCUUGUGAAAAUGGCCUUUGUUGUUGGCCAUUUUCUAGUAUGAAUAAGAGUGAAAACCUCUUUACUAAUUCCUAAAUCAUGAAAUGAGUAAUAUUAUAUUGUA
Molecule: messenger RNA, 1411 nt
Organism: Dioscorea cayenensis subsp. rotundata (Guinea yam)
Lineage: Eukaryota; Viridiplantae; Streptophyta; Magnoliopsida; Dioscoreales; Dioscoreaceae
Product: B2 protein-like
Exons: 5
Coding region: 186-1085 (299 amino acids)
Biological process (GO): response to endoplasmic reticulum stress
Source: RefSeq, a predicted model, not a curated record